Molecule: messenger RNA, 270 nt
Organism: Ostertagia ostertagi
Lineage: Eukaryota; Metazoa; Nematoda; Chromadorea; Rhabditida; Trichostrongylidae
Source: the annotation of a GenBank genome assembly
AUGCUGACACAGUUUGGAAUGGUGCACUAUCAUUUCUAUUGUUAUUUCAUCACAUCAUGUUUGAGUGUUGCUACUCUCGUUGAUCCGAUCGUAACUAUUUACUAUGUGAGUCCGUAUCGCCGAUUCGUUAAGAGAUGCUUGGGAUGGAGUCAAAAGGAUCCGAAGGAGACGAUGUUGAGGCGUGAUUCAACGGAAAAGACGAACAGUUUUCGAAAGUCUUUCAAGAAUUUGCUACACCACCCCGACUACAAAACUCCUGUAGCUCUUUAG